Molecule: messenger RNA, 914 nt
Organism: Amaranthus tricolor (Joseph's coat)
Lineage: Eukaryota; Viridiplantae; Streptophyta; Magnoliopsida; Caryophyllales; Amaranthaceae
Product: iron-sulfur assembly protein IscA-like 1, mitochondrial
Exons: 3
Coding region: 243-668 (141 amino acids)
Biological process (GO): iron-sulfur cluster assembly
Cellular component (GO): mitochondrion; cytoplasm
Molecular function (GO): 2 iron, 2 sulfur cluster binding
Source: RefSeq, a predicted model, not a curated record
GUUACAUUAGCUUUCUUUCAUUUUAUCAAUACAGUUUUCUUAAUAGUUUGUGAAAUUACGGGUUAUGCACUUAUGCUUUAUUUUGGGUCGGUUGAAACUUGAUUCCAAAGGAAACUUCUUGAUUUGGGAGUUUUACAUUUCUCAAACUUCUAGAAAGGGCUAAAAAUUUUCUUGAAUUAACCCACAAAAAUUGGCUUGUGCCAAACACAAAGUACCCUUUCUGCUUCCUCUCAUCACCAAAUAUGGCUGCAACAGCAUCAAUCUUAGCCAAAGCAGCAGAAAGAGCUGGUCCAACCAUCCGCCGUCAAGCUCUAAGCUUGACCGACGCAGCAGCUACACGCAUACGGCAGCUCUUACAGCAAAGGCAACGCCCUUUUCUUCGCCUCGGAGUCAAGGCUCGUGGGUGUAAUGGAUUGUCUUACACCCUUAACUAUGCCGGUCCAGACGAAAAGGGAAAGUUUGAUGAGCUAGUCGAGGACAAAGGAGUUAAGAUCCUUAUUGACCCCAAAGCAUUAAUGCAUGUCAUUGGUACCAAAAUGGAUUUUGUUGAUGACAAACUCAGGUCAGAGUUCAUAUUCAUAAAUCCAAACUCAAAAGGUCAAUGUGGAUGCGGAGAAUCAUUCAUGACAACUAGCAGUUCUGAUGCUACUAAACAAGGCUGCAGCUAAAUCUCCGUAAACGAUUGACUGCAUUUUGUUAGUUUACUCAACUGUUACUAAAUAUGAGGUUCCUUUUAUCGUUCUUCGCUUGCUGUUCGCUCUUUUCUUUUCGCUGUUCUUCUUUUGUUGUAACCUUUAAAAAAAUCCGACAGCUGCAGAAUGAUAUUACCAGUCUUUUAAUAUGUUUAUGUACAUGAUUACAUUCUUUUGUUUGUAAAUAAGUAACUCAUAAUAAGCAAGCAUACUUUAAUUGAA